GCUCUGUCUUACAAGUUAAAGAGGGAGUAAAAUGGAAUGGGAAAACCACACCAUUCUGGUGGAAUUUUUUCUGAAGGGACUUUCUGGUCACCCAAGGCUUGAGUUACUCUUUUUUGUGCUCAUCUUCAUAAUGUAUGUGGUCAUCCUUCUGGGGAAUGGUACUCUCAUUUUAAUCAGCAUCUUGGACCCUCACCUUCACACCCCUAUGUACUUCUUUCUGGGGAACCUCUCCUUCUUGGACAUCUGCCACACCACCACCUCUAUUUCCUCCACCUUGGUGAGCUUCCUUUCAGAAAGAAAGACCAUUUCCCUUUCUGGCUGUGCAGUGCAGAUGUUCCUCAGCUUGGCCAUGGGGACAACAGAGUGUGUGCUUCUGGGCAUGAUGGCCUUUGACCACUAUGUGGCUAUCUGCAACCCUCUGAGAUAUCCCAUCUUCAUGAGCAAGGAUGCCUAUGUAUCCAUGGCAGCUGGGUCCUGGAUCAUAGGAGCUGUCAAUUCUGCAGUACAAACAGUGUUUGUGGUACAAUUGCCUUUCUGCAGGAAUAACAUCAUCAAUCAUUUCACCUGUGAAAUUCUAGCUGUCAUGAAACUGGCCUGUGCUGACAUCUCAGGCAAUGAAUUCAUCCUGCUUGUGACCACAACAUUGUUCCUAUUGACACCUUUGUUAUUAAUUAUUGUCUCUUACACGUUAAUCAUUGUGAGCAUCUUCAAAAUUAGCUCUUCCGAGGGGAGAAGCAAACCUUCCUCUACCUGCUCAGCUCAUCUGACUGUGGUAAUAACAUUCUGUGGGACCAUCUUCCUCAUGUACAUGAAGCCCAGGUCUCAAGAGACACUUAAUUCAGAUGACUUGGAUGCCACUGACAAACUUAUAUUCAUAUUCUACAGGGUGAUGACUCCCACGAUGAAUCCUUUAAUCUACAGUCUUAGAAACAAGGAUGUGAAGGAGGCAGUAAAACACCUACUGAGAAGAAAAAAUUUUAACAAGUAAAUGAGAAAGGGGCCUGCAACAGCAAUCUGCUUCCUUCAAAGGGUCUGUGGAUCCUCUUGGCUUUCCCAGUAUGUUCCUGUGGUAGUUCUUGG
Molecule: messenger RNA, 1080 nt
Organism: Pan troglodytes (chimpanzee)
Lineage: Eukaryota; Metazoa; Chordata; Mammalia; Primates; Hominidae
Gene: OR13C5
Product: olfactory receptor family 13 subfamily C member 5
Exons: 2
Coding region: 32-988 (318 amino acids)
Biological process (GO): G protein-coupled receptor signaling pathway
Cellular component (GO): membrane
Molecular function (GO): G protein-coupled receptor activity; olfactory receptor activity
Source: RefSeq, a predicted model, not a curated record